Malassezia restricta is the source of this 1158-nucleotide messenger RNA. Its product is annotated as adenylyltransferase and sulfurtransferase. Lineage: Eukaryota; Fungi; Basidiomycota; Malasseziomycetes; Malasseziales; Malasseziaceae. The transcript is spliced from 2 exons. Gene Ontology annotation, cellular component: cytoplasm. Gene Ontology annotation, biological process: tRNA wobble position uridine thiolation; protein urmylation. The record is from RefSeq and is a predicted model, not a curated record. Bases 1 to 1158 code for a protein of 385 amino acids. Gene Ontology annotation, molecular function: thiosulfate-cyanide sulfurtransferase activity; URM1 activating enzyme activity; nucleotidyltransferase activity.
AUGUCGUCGGCGCUGGGGCCAGACGACUUGGCUCGGUACAGUCGGCAGCUGAUCCUUCCCGGCUUUGGGGCAGAUGCCCAGCGCGCCUUGAAAAAAGCUCGCGUGCUUGUGGUGGGAGCAGGGGGCCUGGGAUGCCCGGCUGUGCAGUACCUUGCCGCAGCUGGUGUAGGUCACAUUACCAUAGUGGACAAUGACUGUGUCGAGCGCAGUAAUCUUGCGCGCCAAGUCUUGCAUACGGAUGCGCGUAUUGGGAUGAACAAGGCAGCCUCGAUAGCGCAGGCCGUGUCGCUGCUGACCCCCCACACACACGUCGAUGCCGUACAGGCGCCGUUUACGCCCGCGAAUGCCUAUGAGCUGUGCCAAGCGCACGACGUCGUGCUCGACUGUACAGACCGCGUCAUGAUGCGGUACCUCGUUUCGGACGCGGGUGUGCUGGCGGGUAUCCCCAUCGUCAGUGGCGCCGCGCAGGGCUACGAUGGCCAGCUUGUUGUCUUGCACCGCGACUUGGGCGAAGGCCGGCGCGGGCCAUGCUAUCGGUGCCUCUUUCCGCAGUCUCCGCGACCCGAGCACACGCAGAGCUGCGACGAUGGGGGUGUGCUGGGCUGUGUGACGGGCCUCAUUGGCACGUGGCAAGCCCUCGAGACCAUCCAGCUGCUGACAGGCCUGGGCGACCGUACGCCGUCGAUGCUGUUUCUCUCGCCGCUUUCUCUACCAUCUGUCCGGUGCGUGCGCGUGCGCGGAAGCCAGACGCAGUGCCGCGCGUGCGGACGUGCGCCUGACCGGAUCACGAGCUUGGAACAGGAAGACUACGAGACGUUCUGUGGCCUGCAUCAUCGUGAGCGCCAUGUGCCGAGUGUGGAUGUCGAUGACGUGCACAGGCCCGAUGUCCUCGUCGUCGAUGUGCGGCCCCUACACGAAUAUGGCAUCACGGCCCUCCCGCACUCGUUGCACAUGGCAUGGGACACGAUCCGGCGCGAUGUGCAAGGGGCGCGCACAGCGAUUGCCCAGGCUGCGCAGGGGCGCGACGUGCUCGUUGUUUGCCGCCGCGGCAACGAUUCUCGGGCAGCCGUGCACCUAUUGGACAUGCCGCGAUGCCAGAACGUGCGUGGUGGACUGCGGGCGUAUGCGGACAAGCACCCCGACUUUCCCAUGUACUAG